GAAAUUGGAUCUUUUGCUCACCCAUGCGAAGAGCAAAUUGUUUGCAAUCUUACUGUUGCCGAACAAGUACCAAAAUUCAAUUGUAAAGUUUUAUCAUCAUCAAAAUCAAAUAUUGGUACCGUUGAUGAAAUUUUUGGUCCAACCCAAAAAGUUUAUUUCAGUGUCAAAUUAGAUAACGGUAUUCAAGCUUCAUCAUUCAAAGAAGGCGAUAAAAUUUUUGCUGAAACUACUUCUCUUUUACCAAUUAAAAUUUUCCUUGAAGAACCAAAA
Dictyostelium purpureum is the source of this 270-nucleotide messenger RNA. RefSeq lists its product as uncharacterized. NCBI's taxonomy places the organism in Eukaryota, Evosea, Eumycetozoa, Dictyosteliales, Dictyosteliaceae. Gene Ontology annotation, biological process: snoRNA guided rRNA pseudouridine synthesis; ribosome biogenesis. The transcript has a single exon. Gene Ontology annotation, molecular function: box H/ACA snoRNA binding. The annotation marks the transcript as partial. Gene Ontology annotation, cellular component: box H/ACA snoRNP complex. The record is from RefSeq and is a predicted model, not a curated record.